Mesitornis unicolor (brown roatelo) is the source of this 2940-nucleotide messenger RNA. RefSeq names its product dehydrogenase E1 and transketolase domain containing 1 (gene DHTKD1). The record is from RefSeq and is a predicted model, not a curated record. Gene Ontology annotation, molecular function: oxoglutarate dehydrogenase (succinyl-transferring) activity; thiamine pyrophosphate binding. Lineage: Eukaryota; Metazoa; Chordata; Aves; Mesitornithiformes; Mesitornithidae. The annotation marks the transcript as partial. The transcript is spliced from 16 exons. Gene Ontology annotation, biological process: tricarboxylic acid cycle.
UUGACCAUGCUCUUGCUCGUUUAAUAACUGCAUAUGCUGAACACGGCCACAAAGCAGCCAAAAUAAACCCACUGUUUGCUGGCCAAGCUGUUAUGAACAUUGUACCCGAAAUCCAAGAGUUGGCAGAAGUUCUUCAAGGGCCUCUCAUUACUACAGGGCUUCUAAACAUGGGGAAAGAAGAGGCUUCCCUAGAGGACGUGUUGGCUUACCUUGACCAUAUAUACUGCGGGCAUAUUUCCAUAGAAACAAGCCAGCUUCCAACUUUGGAGGAGAGAGAAUGGUUUGCUAAAAGGUUUGAAGAGCUUAAACAAGAAGCGUUUACACCUGAAGAGAAAAAGCACUUGUGCAAACUGAUGUUGGAGUCCCAGGAGUUUGAUCGAUUCUUAGCUACGAAGUUUGCCACAGUGAAGCGGUACGGUGGUGAAGGAGCAGAGAGCAUGAUGGGUUUCUUCCAUGAGUUGUUCAAGAUGUGUGCGUACAGCGGUGUGACAGAUAUCGUCGUUGGAAUGCCUCAUCGUGGGAGACUUAAUCUUCUCACGGGUUUACUUCAGCUUCCACCUGAGCUCAUGUUCCGUAAGAUGCGUGGUUUGAGUGAGUUUCCAGAGAAUUCAGCAGCCAUUGGGGAUGUUCUCUCCCAUCUGACAUCUUCUGUGGAUCUCGACUUUGGUUCACACAGGCCUGUGCACGUCACCUUGCUCCCUAACCCCUCACACUUAGAAGCAAUCAAUCCUGUGGCCGUGGGCAAGACACGGGGAAGGCAACAGACUCUGCUUGAUGGAGAUUACUCUCCAGAGAGCUCUGCACAGCCUGGAGACAAAGUUAUUUGCCUACAGGUUCAUGGCGAUGCUGCUUUCUCUGGGCAAGGGAUUGUUCCUGAAACACUGACCCUCUCUAAUCUACCACAUUUCAGAGUUGGUGGGAGCAUCCAUUUGAUUGUAAAUAACCAGCUGGGCUACACCACUCCUCCAGAGCGAGGAAGAUCAUCUCUGUACUGCAGUGAUAUUGGUAAAAUUGUUGGAUGUGCAGUUAUCCACGUGAAUGGGGAUGAUCCUGAAGAAGUUGUCCGUGCCACACGUCUGGCUGUCGAGUACCAACGCCAGUUCCGCAGGGAUGUAAUAGUAGACUUGCUGUGCUACAGACAGUGGGGCCACAAUGAACUCGAUGAGCCGUUCUUCACCAACCCCAGCAUGUACAAAAUCAUCAGAUCCCGUAAGAGUAUCCCAGACACAUAUGCAGAACACCUAAUAGCUGCUGGGCUCAUGACCGAGGCUGAAGUAGCUGAGAUAAAGACGACAUAUUAUUCUAAACUGAAUGAUCAUCUUGCCAACAUGACUUUGUAUAGUCCACCUCCAACCAACCUGCAGGCUCACUGGAAAGGCUUCGUCGAGCCUUCUGCUAAAAUCACCACUUGGGACACAGGUAUGCCCGUACCACUUCUGCAGUAUAUUGGAGUCAAGUCUGUAGAGGUGCCUGAAGAACUCCAGAUGCACAGCCAUCUUCUGAAGACCUAUGCACAGUCAAGAGUUCAAAAAAUGGAGGAAGGAAAGAAGCUGGACUGGGCAACAGCCGAAACUUUAGCAUUUGGCUCCCUCCUGAGCCAAGGGUUUAAUAUCAGGCUAAGUGGGCAAGAUGUUGGCAGAGGAACCUUUAGCCAACGACACGCGAUGUUGGUUUGCCAGGAGACAGAUGAUACCUACAUUCCUCUGAAUCAUAUGUCCCCAGACCAGAAGGGUUUCCUAGAGGUGAGUAACAGUCCCUUGUCUGAAGAAGCUGUACUUGGUUUUGAAUAUGGAAUGAGUAUUGAGAGCCCAAAGUUACUGCCAAUUUGGGAAGCUCAAUUUGGAGACUUCUUUAAUGGAGCCCAGAUAAUAUUUGACACUUUCAUCUCUGGAGGUGAGGCCAAAUGGCUUCUGCAGAGUGGGAUAGUAAUUCUUCUUCCCCACGGCUAUGAUGGUGCAGGCCCCGAGCACUCAUCCUGCCGAAUGGAACGGUUCUUACAGAUGUGUGACAGCUCAGAGGAGGGAGUUGAUGGGGACCAGGUCAACAUGUCAGUCGUGCAUCCCACCACCCCAGCACAGUAUUUCCAUUUACUCCGGCGGCAAAUGGUCCGAAACUUCAGGAAACCUCUAAUUGUUGUUUCUCCCAAAGUGUUACUCAGGCUCCCUGCUGCUGUAUCAAGUUUUGAAGAAAUGGCCCCAAGGACAACAUUCAAGCCUGUCAUUGGUGACUCCUCAGUAGAUCCUAAAAGUGUCACCCAAGUGGUGCUCUGUUCUGGUAAGCAUUACUAUGCUUUGGUGAAGCAAAGAGAGACACUAGGAGAGAAACAGCACAACACAGCUGUUCUGAGACUUGAAGAAUUAUGUCCUUUUCCCCUGGAAGCUCUACAGCAAGAGCUGAGCAAAUACAGCCAUGCAAAAGUCUUUAUCUGGAGUCAGGAAGAACCACAGAACAUGGGUCCCUGGUCCUUUGUGUCACCACGCUUUGAAAAGCAGCUGGGGCUUAAGCUCCGUCUUGUGAGUAGACCUCCUUUACCAGCUCCAGCAGUCGGCAUUGGAACCCUACACCACCAGCAGCAGGAAGACAUUCUUACCAACACGUUUGUCUAAGUUUUCAGCAGACUGACUUCUCCUGCUGUCAGUCAUGUUUGGUGCCUCCUCCUGUGAAGAACAAAAGCCAGACCCUUAAGACUCUUAGUUCUCCAAAAAUGAAUGGAGCAAGUUCUAUAAUGAUGAAGCCAUUUUUUCACCUAGGAGAAUACCUAAAUGAGAGGUGAUGCUUGUUACUCUAAUACUUCUUGUUCCCUUGCAGUAUUUUCAACAAAACAUCUUUAUAAAGUUUAAAAAAAAAUCCAGUCCAGGGGUGGAUUGGUGAGGUGGCUGUAAAAUACUGUGUAUCACAUUGCUUGUCUGCACUUGGCAGUUCCCUGGAAUGGUGGACAUG